Molecule: messenger RNA, 3293 nt
Organism: Girardinichthys multiradiatus
Lineage: Eukaryota; Metazoa; Chordata; Actinopteri; Cyprinodontiformes; Goodeidae
Gene: nfatc4
Product: nuclear factor of activated T cells 4
Exons: 13
Coding region: 390-3083 (897 amino acids)
Biological process (GO): cytokine production; calcineurin-NFAT signaling cascade; regulation of transcription by RNA polymerase II
Cellular component (GO): transcription regulator complex
Molecular function (GO): RNA polymerase II cis-regulatory region sequence-specific DNA binding; DNA-binding transcription factor activity, RNA polymerase II-specific; transcription factor binding
Source: RefSeq, a predicted model, not a curated record
ACAAAAAUAUUUGAUGAACUUUUUUCUUCUCUCUCGCUGCCUCAGACGGGACAGAGGAGGGAGUCGUGGGAUCUCGAUGGCACUGGAAUUAAAGACCCUUGUUUACUGGAAGUAUUGUUUAGGACAACAUUGUGAAUUUUUCUGAAGGAUGAUUUAACGCUGACCGCAAAGCAUCCGUUUGGAUAAACUUUUAUAUAAAGCGAGAAGAAAGGCUUUUUAUUUUUCUGGCAGAAUCACAACCCAGACGCAGGUAAAUCACUUUUGCGUCAUGGCGCGCUGAUGACAGAGCGCUAAAGUUCUUAGAAAACCUCUGGGAAAGUUUUUUGUGGCGCACUUUAAGGACUCGCAGGAGAUUGAGAUCGGAUCACUGGGUCUUGAUCCGGAGGACGAUGGGGGCCGCGCCGGGCUCGGGUUGGGAGGAGGGCGAGUUCGAGUUCAAGCUGGUGUUUGAGGAGGACCCGCCUCAGCGACAGAUCCAGGGGCCGUCCCCGGUGCACACAGCCGAGCCGGAGAGCUCCGUCGCCGGGGAAGAAGAAAGUGAUGGCGCCCUGUUGCGGCUGGACUCCAACAAUCUGGGUACGGACAACCACUUAGCCAACGCUCAUGCAGGACACUCAAUCAACAUCCCCAGCCCGCCGCCUUCGUCCAAUCAGCGGGCAGGGAUGCAUUCGCCACCUCCCCGACGGGCCGCCGUCAGAGAGUUCAGCGGUACCUAUGAGAGCCUACCGGCCCGCUCUGUGCAGGUUUCAGAGUCGUGUGUGGUUGACUGUCCCAGCAUCCAGAUAACCACCAUUUCACCUGAGGAUGACCCAGCACCCAUCAUUCCCAACUACUGGGACAUGGGUAGCAGUGGUAGGUGGGACAGAGAGCGUCUCUACCUCCCCCUGCUGGACCCCUUUUCUUACCGUGACAGGUUCCCGGGCUCCCUCAGCCCCAGCCCCGCCUCAAGCCCUUCAUCCCGAGGCUGGCUAAGCCCUGCUUCCAGCUGCGACUCCCUGCUGGUGGAGGAAGAGGAGCUCAAUGAGGCCACCAUCAGUUUCGGACUCUCUCCGUCCUCUAGGCCAACUUCUCCUGGGGGUAAAAAGCGCAGGAACUCUCCUCUGGCUUCUCCCUGCAUCUCACGGAGAGGCAGUUACUCGGAGGACCUGCAGGGGUGUAACCUUGAAGGUGGAGAGUCCACCUCUCAGUCUCAAGCGAUUCCCAGCAGCUGUGAGCUCAACAUCCCGCAGAAAACCAGAAAGACGUCACUGGAGCAGUUGUCUCCAAGGGAGGUGGAUCAAGAGCAGGUUCUGGCCCGAAACUCUCCAUGCCAGCUGCCGGAGACCCAACAGACCAGGAGAGAGCCUCCACCACUGGGAAUGGACUACCUCCCAGUGCCCCCUGCACUGGCCUGGGGCAGAACCAGAGCUAGUGCCCACAGUCCUCUAUUCAGGUCUAAUGCUCUGCCUCCACUUGACUGGCCGUUGCCAUCCCAGUUUGACCAGUAUGAGCUGCGCAUCGAGGUGCAGCCCCGCCCACACCAUCGAGCCCACUAUGAAACGGAGGGCAGCAGAGGUGCCGUCAAAGCUGCACCAACAGGACAUCCUGUUGUCAAGCUGUGUGGAUACGCAGAAAGGAAGCCGCUGUCGUUGCAGGUUUUUGUCGGAACAGCUGACGAUCGCUCAAUCAGGCCACACCCUUUCUAUCAGAUACACAGGGUGACUGGGAAGAUGGUCGGCACUGCUAGCCAUGAAAGCGUCCAGGCCGGGACCAAACUGCUGGACAUCCCUCUAAACCCCGAGAACAACAUGACUGCACUCAUCGACUGCGCUGGGAUUCUGAAACUACGAAAUUCCGACAUUGAGCUAAGAAAAGGAGAAACAGACGUCGGGAGAAAAAAUACCCGCGUCCGUUUGGUGUUUCGUACUCACCUCCCUGCAGCGCCCCCUGUGGCCCCUUCUGGACGAGUCUUGGCUCUGCAGGUUGCCUCUUUGCCCAUCGAAUGCUCUCAGCGGUCAGCCCAGGAGUUGCCCGUCAUUGAGUCCGUCAGUCUUACAUCCUGCUGUGUGGAGGGAGGCGAGGAGCUCCUGCUGAGCGGUACCAACUUCCUGCCGAUCUCCAGAGUCCUCUUUAUGGAGAGAGGGUCCGAUGGUAAAUUACAGUGGGAGGAGGAGGCGCAUGUUGACCGGGACAACAGCAACGAGUGUUUGCUGUGUGUGAGGGUUCCUGCCUACAGCGACCUCUCCAUUAGUCGGCCUGUGUCCGUCAGUCUGUACGUCUCCAAUGGGAAGAGGAAGCGGAGCAGCACUCACUGCUUCAAGUAUCUGCCCGUUAUGUUUAAAGAGGAGGAUCCUUUGCUUUCCCGACCCUCUGUGCCACCUCUGGAUGGGGGUACUGUGUGUCCGGCUGGGGGGCCACUCAGAAUGGACAGGGGCUACCAUGUGUCCGAUGACCGGGGUCUUGGCUUCCACCUGCCCCCCUACCCCUCGACCUACUCCCCUCCCUGCCCACCCAUUAGUUAUCACGAGGAAUUCUGCUCCAAACCGGACAGCACUGUGGAGGAGCCAAGUGGGUCUAGGGCGGCCCUGUCCGAGCGUCACCCCAGUUUUGAGAACCUGGAAUUAGGCUUUACUGAACUACUCCCCCCUCUGUAUCCUCGCGGUCCACAGCCUCCUUCCCCGUCCCCUUCUCCAUGGCUGGACUCUCCCUACCUCUCCUCUUCACCCUCCCCAUCCCACUCCUCCUCUCUCAGCCCGUUCCCUACUGAGAGUCCCCUCGCAAACUCCCCCCUGCCUCUAAUCCCUACCUCGCCUUUCCCGCAGUACUCUGCCUAUCCUCAGGAGGUGUGUCCCUCCCCUCCCUCCAACCCUUACCAGGACACCUGUCCAGCACCUUACUCCCACUUCGAGGGCUGGGAACCUCAGGGAAGGAUGCUGGGCACGGGACACGGGGGAGAGGGCAAUGCCAAGAACCAUGAGUGUCCUUUGGAGUUUACCAGCUCUGCCUCUAUGCACCACAUUACCUUUGAAGAAGUGUCAGAGUUCAUCGGCGAGGACAUCCAGGCCUACCAGUCAGGCUCGCACAUGAACAACCAGUCCAACUGAUCUCAACGCAGCUUUUGAUGGACCCCGUUUGACAUUCAGUGUCUUUUUAAAUUCCCUUUGCACUUGGUAUUAAGAUGGGUUACUGCAGUAGCACAUAACCAACAGGGGAAUCUGAUAGGAAAUUUAUGCAAUUUUAUUCCAACCACUGUUUUAUAAAGGGAAACUAAUGUUUUAAAAUAUCUGCCAAAAUAAAUUAUAUACUAAACUACA